Molecule: messenger RNA, 1527 nt
Organism: Coprinopsis cinerea okayama7#130
Lineage: Eukaryota; Fungi; Basidiomycota; Agaricomycetes; Agaricales; Psathyrellaceae
Exons: 1
Coding region: 1-1527 (508 amino acids)
Source: RefSeq, a predicted model, not a curated record
AUGUCUCCUUCGACUUCAACUGGACAGAUUAGCUCUCUCCCUGCCGAAGUCUUGCUUGAUAUUUUUCAGGAAUAUCUGAAGCCAGGUCCUGUGCUUCAUCUUCAAGGUUCAGAAUGCACGUUGCCAGCCCUGACCCCAAAGGACAUCGAAUACAUUCCAGGCCGUGGCGAAAACUCCCCCUUCGUUAUUGACCAAGUGUGCGGGACAUGGCGGCAACUCGCCCGAGGCGACUCGCGCCUUUACACUGACAUUCACGUGGUCAAUCCGACACCGAAGGACGUCAGUCGGGUGCGCACUAUGCUGCGGUUAUCCAAGGACAGGCCUCUGCGUGUCUUUUUGGAAGUUCACCAGGAUUGGAUUCAUGAAAUGGAGGUGACCCCGCGCGGAUUUGUCAAAACAAACCAUCCCGUCGCGUGGCACCGGAUUAUGAAGCUGGUAUUCGACAAUGCGCAUCGAGUGGAGCAGCUUUACCUACAGAUUCCAUUGGUCGGUCGUCCGCAAACCCGAAUGUAUGCUGAUGCCCUUCGGGUGAACAUCAAUUGGGAUGCUCUCGCCUUUCCCGCGCUUACUACUCUCCAUUUCCACGAUGAAGUGCAUCCAUUUUAUAUGCCGGAAAUGUCGUUCUACAAAGACCUCCUCACCCGCGCAUGCGCGACAUCAACAAGGCUCACCGAUAUCCGCCUCGACCCAACGUUCACCAUUUGCCACAUCAGCCCAUGGGGCCCGGAUGACGGGCUGAGCCCCGGUGCUUCGAUGAUCCCCUGGAAGAACCUCACUUCGCUAACGAUCAGCGUUGACACUUGGAAGGAGAUGAUGGCGGUAUUGCGCCAAUGCCCGUUGCUCCAGGAGUUGUACAUGCAAUCGCGAAUCUUGGAUUCAGAGGAUCGAGUUUGGGAACCAGUUUCUCUCCCCUCCCUUUGGAGUCUAGUCAUUGAGGGGGAUGAAUGCAUAACAAAUUAUUUCCAGCCUCUUUUGUAUCUCAAGGCACCGGCCCUCAAAUCUCUUUCCCUCCAGCACCCGACAGGGAGAUGCAUCUUUCCCCACUAUGUUAAUGUCCCGAGUCAGAGCAAGGAGUUCUUAGCUGCUCUCACCGCCUUCCACAGGCUCAAUCCUGAAUGCCGGAUCCAUACCUUCUCGAGUUUCCAGAGAUGGGGACCGCGGGAUCUGGGAUACCUCCAAAUCCUCUCGCAUCCCGUCUUCGAGGACCUCAGGUCAUUCAAGACUAAUGAUGUGGUUGGCGAGAAGACACUCAAGUGGAUGACAUGGGACAAAACUUCCAAUGAUCCACCAGUUUUACCCAAGCUCCACACCUUUUCGGCCCACGUUAAGGCGAACGACGGGGUUUUGUCGAGGAUGGUUGCUUCUCGGGUGCUGGAUGCCCCGCAGCCCGUUUUGACACGGGUUCGCGCCGUGCUUGACAAGUGUUCCAAAUAUACCGAUCUCAAGGAGGAUCGCGAAUGGGCGAAUCGGCUUCGCCCCUCGAUGGUAUCCCUCGAGUACAUUCGAAGAUGUCCGUCCCAUACUUAA